Hemicordylus capensis (graceful crag lizard) is the source of this 1922-nucleotide messenger RNA. It is a transcript of the gene DOK5, whose product is annotated as docking protein 5. Gene Ontology annotation, biological process: cell surface receptor protein tyrosine kinase signaling pathway; positive regulation of MAPK cascade. Gene Ontology annotation, cellular component: cytoplasm. NCBI's taxonomy places the organism in Eukaryota, Metazoa, Chordata, Lepidosauria, Squamata, Cordylidae. The record is from RefSeq and is a predicted model, not a curated record. The transcript has 8 exons. Bases 415 to 1329 code for a protein of 304 amino acids.
GCGCCGUCAUGUGAGUGCAACAGCAGCGUUUUCGCUCUGCCAGCUUAGAAGCAGCCAGCAAGCGCGGAUCUCCUCGCCCACAGCAAGGAAGGAGGGAGCGGGUGGGGGGAAUCUGGGCCGAGGAGGCGGCUCUGAUCUCAUUCCACAAGCUAGUCAGCGGCGCGCUGUCUUCCUCGCCGUCAGCUGAUCCACGAGGGGAGGCUUCCUUCCGUCUCAUUCACGCUCUCCCGCACUUCCCAAGUGGAUUAAGAACUCUGGCGGGCGGGUUUCGGGGCCAGGCGGAUCUAUUCCCAAGGCGGGUCGGCUGGGGGGGGGGGUGCGGUUUCCGAAGCGAACCAAAGAGCCCGCAAGCCGCAGCCCCAAGCUGGAUUGCCUGGCAACUUUCCCUCCUAGUCGCCUCCUCGCCGAUCCAGGAUGGCUUCCAGUUUUAAUGACAUCGUGAAGCAAGGCUAUGUCAAGAUUCGGAGCAGGCGCUUAGGCAUUUAUCAAAGAUGCUGGCUGGUCUUCAAGAAAGCAUCAAGCAAAGGGCCCAAAAGAUUGGAGAAAUUUUCAGAUGAGCGUGCGGCUUAUUUCAGAUGCUAUCACAAGGUCACAGAACUUAAUCACGUGAAGAAUAUAGUACGGUUGCCCAAAGGCACACGGAAGCAUGCUGUAGGGAUAUAUUUUAAUGAUGACACAUCCAGGACAUUUGCCUGUGAAUCAGAACUUGAAGCGGACGAAUGGUGCAAAGUCUUACAGAUGGAGUGCCUGGGGACUCAUAUUAAUGAUAUUAGCCUUGGAGAACCUGACCUAUUGGCUUCCGGUGUAGAGAGGGAACAAAAUGAGAGAUUCAAUGUGUAUUUGAUGCCAUCCCCUAAUUUAGAUGUGCAUGGGGAAUGUACCUUGCAGAUAACAUUUGAGAAUAUCUGUCUUUGGGACAUCCAGAAUCCCAGAGUAAAACUCGUCUCUUGGCCUCUGAGUGCCCUCCGACGAUAUGGCCGGGAUUCAACUUGGUUUACAUUUGAAGCCGGCAGGAUGUGUGAUACAGGGGAAGGACUAUUCAUCUUUCAGACGAGAGACGGGGAGGCAAUCUAUCAGAAGGUUCACUCGGCAGCUCUGACCAUAGCAGAACAACACGACCACUUGUUACAGAGUGUAAAAAACUCCAUGCUACAGAUGAAAAUGAGUGAGCGAGCUGUUUCUCUUGGUACCAUGGUCCCCUUGCCCCGCAGUGCAUACUGGCACCACAUCACACGGCAACAUAGCACCGGACAACUCUUUGGCCUACAAGAUAGUCCAUUGAAGAUCCAUCGAACAGAAACCUUCCCAACCUACCGAUCAGAGCAUUGAUAAAAGAGAGGCAAGGACUUUCAAACUGUGUGAGAUGGAUUGGUCCGGCAAGGCAGUUUUUGUUGACACUGGAUAACAUUAUAAUGAAGCAGCUACAGGAAAGGAAGACUGGAUCAAGACUGCAAUAUUAUUUUUUAAUCCUUGGCCAAAAGAUAAUAUGCCCUACAGGCGAUAUUGGGAAAUUGCUAUAUUUCAUAGUUACAUCCAGAACUGAGAAGCUCUCCCACCGUGUGUGAUUUUUUUUUUUUUUUAGUAUAAUUGAUAUCUGUUGAUGAUUUGUUCUAUGCUAUCAGUUGUUCAGAAUUUACUUCAUCAGUUAUGGUGAUAUCUUAGAUAAUGUGGUUUAUGGUCCCUGAAGAUUUUCCUUUAACCUCAUUGUCCUGAAUCAUUGUUGAUCCUAGCACUUUUCAGAAUAGUGGCCAGUUUGGGGGAACUGGAAUCUCUUGUCCCUGUCUAUUAAAGUCUGAUUGAGGAUAAUCUAAGUUAACAAAGGACAAUUCUCCUGUCUUUUCUUGAUGUUUAUUUCCCAGUCAUGUAUUUCAGUAUGCCUUUUAGAAUGUAAACUUCUAAGUAAACAAACAUGUAAAAGCAAA